UGAGCAUGUCAUCAGGCCAGUUUGCAACCUGCUGUUUUCAGGAAGAUUUGAAGUGGGCUGAGCCCAGGGGUUUGCUUUAAAUACAGUCAGAUCUCCCUUUGGGUAGAGACUGCAGACUUCUCUCUUGCUUCCUGGUGCACGCACUUUAUGUAAGGUACUGGUGCAACCAUGCUGAGAAAGAGGUUGAUCUUUUCCACACUUUUAGCUCUGAUUCUGGUUAAUCUGAUAAAUGUGCAAGAGGCAUUUGUUACCCCUCUAUCUACAGGAUCAAGCAUAGAAGCACAGAGCACGGGGCCAGCCACAGAACCCCACACGGAGCCCGGCACAGGGCCCCGCACGGCGCCAGCCACAGAGCCCAGCACGGUGCCCCACACGGAGCCCAGUACAGUGUCAACCACAGAGCCAAGCUCUAAGUCAAGUGUGGAACCAAGCACUGAGCCCAACCAUGAAGAAAAUGAGGAGCUCAGUGGAGAUCCCUGCAUUGAAGAAAGUGAGGAGACCAGUGGAGAACCCAGCCCAGAUCCAAUUACAGAGUCAACCAGAAACCCAAGUGUAGAACCAAGUACAGAGCCAAACACAGAACUACCCCAAUAACCUCAUCAGCAGAGUAUAGCCAUCCCUUCCUGACAACUUCAGCUUCCUGGAAGAAAAAUUCUAGACGAUGGCAUAUCAAAGCUAAAUUCAAUAUACUUGUAGAAGCUACAGCUCAUAGAAAGUUAGCCACACCUGUUUGGGUUUCAACACAAUCACUCCAUCCAUUCCCAUGUAUUUUGUUAUAAUUUUAUUUAAUUGUGAGUGGUUAGACAAAUGAGGGCUGACAUGUAGCAUUUGUACUGCAACACUUCCCUUCCCUUGCAAGUUCAUCAUUCCCUGCUGGUAGUCUUGUUCUCUUUGCAUAACAGCAAUAAAUACAUACUUACAUGCAUAAAAACGUCAUUAGGGUAGCGUGUCUUGUUAUUGUCAAAACUUCCAUCCAAUCAUCAGCUAAAACUAGUUAGGUUUUUUUCUAACUUUCCACAUAAAAUGACUCCAUAGUACUACUUAUUGUUAAUCUGUGAACAAACCCAUGUGCUGAGUUGGAAGGAGAGGGUGGGUGGGUGGACAUAGUGUGAAUACCUUCAUAUAAGCCCCAGCAGUGACCCUACAGCCAUACUUCCUAUUCUCAUACUUGGUUCUGGAGAGUUCAAUCUCCCUCUAUUCCUGAAUGUGACAUUCUGAUACAGGAACGUUGGCCCCGGAAACUGCAGUACAGUAACUAAAAACUACUUACAGAACAAAUAGUGACACAGAAGUUUCCCACAUUGAUUUUCCAUGGUGACCAACAAUAGUAUGAAAUGUUGACUCAUUUUUUAGCCUCUUUACCUACAACAAUGCCAAUUCUUGCCAAGCACAGACAUGCUAUGCAGAAAUACCUUUGUUUUCUUGUUCUCAGACUUCCAAACCAAGUAGUGAGCAAACGUCAGAAAUACUACCUCCUGAAGCGCAGGUUAAAAAAAAAAAAAAAACAGGCAGGUAGACGGAAGGGAAAACUACUCCUGAGUGAGAUUUCAGAUGCAUUAUUAAAAACAGGAAGAAGAGUAAAUAUGCAUAAGACCCAGCCUUAACAGCAUCCAAUUUAACAU
Gavialis gangeticus (Gharial) is the source of this 1622-nucleotide messenger RNA. Its product is annotated as testis-expressed sequence 29 protein-like. The record is from RefSeq and is a predicted model, not a curated record. NCBI's taxonomy places the organism in Eukaryota, Metazoa, Chordata, Crocodylia, Gavialidae. Bases 169 to 594 code for a protein of 141 amino acids. The transcript has 3 exons.